Molecule: messenger RNA, 1419 nt
Organism: Ipomoea triloba (trilobed morning glory)
Lineage: Eukaryota; Viridiplantae; Streptophyta; Magnoliopsida; Solanales; Convolvulaceae
Product: protein DOWNY MILDEW RESISTANCE 6-like
Exons: 4
Coding region: 64-1077 (337 amino acids)
Source: RefSeq, a predicted model, not a curated record
UUGCACAAUCGAUAACUCUAUAAUCAUAUCUUCUGUGCUUCCGGGCUUCCGGCAACUGAUUCUAUGAGUACACGACUUCUCUUCAGUGGAACUCCAUAUUCCACCCUUCCCCACAAAUAUAUCCGCCCGGAAUCCGAAAGGCCAAAGCUGUCAGAAGUAGCCACCUGCGACGAUGUUCCGGUCAUUGAUUUAGGCUGCGGGGACAGAAACUUAAUCGUCCGACAAAUAGGCGAUGCCUGCCGCCAUUACGGAUUCUUCCAGGUAAUAAACCAUGGGGUGUCAAAGAAAGUAAUAGAGGAUAUGUUAAAGGUAGCCCAUGAGUUCUUCAACCUAUCGGUGGAGGAGAAGAUGAAGCUCUACUCCGACGACCCAUCAAAGACCAUGCGACUAUCCACAAGCUUUAACGUUAAAAAGGAAACCGUUCAUAACUGGAGAGACUACCUCAGACUUCACUGUUAUCCUCUUGAAAAAUAUGCUCCUGAAUGGCCAUCCAAUCCCCCUACUCUGAGGGAUGCCGUUAAAAUUUACGUGACGGAAGUUCGACAGGUGGGAUUCAAAAUAGAGGAAGCCAUAUCAGAAAGCUUAGGCCUGGACCCACAAUGUUUCAAGAAUGUGCUGGGCGAGCAAGGUCAACACAUGGCGGUCAACUUCUACCCGCCAUGCCCCGAACCCGAAUUGACGUACGGGUUACCCGCUCACACCGACCCGAAUGCUCUCACCAUCCUUCUUCAAGACUUGCAGGUCGCCGGCCUUCAGGUCCUCAAGGACGGCAAGUGGUUGGCCGUCAAACCCCGCCCGGACGCCUUUGUCAUCAACAUCGGCGACCAACUCCAGGCUCUCAGUAACGGGAAGUAUAAGAGUGUGUGGCAUAGAGCUAUAGUGAAUACAGAUAAACCAAGAAUGUCGGUGGCUUCAUUCCUCUGCCCCGGUGAGGACGCCCUAAUCAGCGCCCCUAAACCACUCCUCGGCGACGGAAUGCCGGCGGUUUAUCGGGACUUUACAUAUCCAGAGUAUUACAGUAAGUUCUGGAGCAGGAACCUGGAUCAAGAACACUGUUUGGAACUCUUUAAGAACUAGUUGGCACUAAAUGCGACUAAAGUUUCGUCGGCUUAUUGACUUGAUAAUCACAAGGUUCUAAAUUUGGCUCAUUGAUUUUCUUGAUUGAAUUAAUCAAUUCUGACCAACUUAAAUUGAUUUAUCUCUGAUUAUCAAGACUUGUGCUGGUCAGGUAUGACAUCCUAAAUUAGUUUGUCAUUUUGUAAUUCUUAAUUUAUCAAUGGCCUUCAGUAUUGGUUACGAGCAUUUCUCCCUACCAGUAAAAUAAAAGUUAAAAAUAAAAAUCCAUGUACUAUUCCUUAGUAAUAGUUUAGUCUAAGUACCUGAUUUUAAGAUCCUUAAUAUAAUUUUAGUUUCAUUUUG